Trichomonas vaginalis G3 is the source of this 993-nucleotide messenger RNA. RefSeq lists its product as uncharacterized. The transcript has a single exon. Lineage: Eukaryota; Parabasalia; Trichomonadida; Trichomonadidae. The annotation marks the transcript as partial. The record is from RefSeq and is a predicted model, not a curated record.
AUGGAUUGCGCCCGUGAAUCUUUCGCAUUUGCAACAUAUAAACCAAAAUCAGAAAGGAAAGUUAAAAAGUUUGUUCAUUCGUUAUAUAAUAAUGUUCAAAAAUAUGAUAACUCAGUAUGUGGUAAAUAUAUUGACCCUUCAGAAGUUUUCAAGAAAGCAAAUGAAGAAGUUGAUAUCACUUUUGAUAUGAUUAUUCCGGUAAAUGAUUUGUUAGCAUUUCAGGCGUUCGAUGAUUAUCCUAAAUCAUUUGGUGAAAUCAUUCUUAAAUAUUAUGUUUUCAGGGAUACUUUAGUAUUUUGUCAGGUUGACCCGUUAAGAGUUGCUGAUUUACAAAAUUACGUUUAUGAAAAGAUAACUGAUGAAAAUUAUGAAAAGAUUAUGAAUCAUGUUUAUAAAUAUGAUCGCAAAUUCCAACAAAUCGGACUUCCUGCCAAAUUAAUUACAAGCUUAGCCGCUACAUCUGCUGACGCAACAGUUGAUGACGUUAUUAUUUCAUGCACAAAGAUGGAAGUUUUAGAGGAUAAAUGCAUUACACCAGGAUACGGUUUAAUUGAAGAAUCAGUUAAAGCAAUACCACGUUUAUUCAGUAAGGAAGAUCCAUUCAUGAUUCCAGCUCAACAUAUUGACGUUCGUUCACUAAAUGGAGGUUGCAUCACUCCUGAAGGUAUUAGCUCAGAUUUCUCAUACGCUCUUCAUAAUGUUACAGAUGUUGUGUUAGCAUUUCCGAAGAAUGCAAUGCAAAGAACGGUUUUAGAAAAUCCAAUGCUUCGAGGUCUUCAGGUCACUAUAGAUUCCAGAAACUUCCCCGAUCAAGCGAUGACCACAGUGGGUGACAUAUUCUUUACACGUAUGCUUCAAGCUUCUGAUUUAGAUGGAGUGAAUGAAUGCACAGAAGAAUACGAGGACUCAUUAACUAGACCACUGAAUGAUGAUAAUGGCACACCAUUAGCUAGAACAUGGAAAGACCAAACUUCAUUCUUAUGCACUAUUCCA